Molecule: messenger RNA, 1239 nt
Organism: Onychomys torridus (southern grasshopper mouse)
Lineage: Eukaryota; Metazoa; Chordata; Mammalia; Rodentia; Cricetidae
Gene: Pycr1
Product: pyrroline-5-carboxylate reductase 1
Exons: 8
Coding region: 222-1178 (318 amino acids)
Biological process (GO): L-proline biosynthetic process
Molecular function (GO): pyrroline-5-carboxylate reductase activity
Source: RefSeq, a predicted model, not a curated record
GCAGAUGCAGAGGGCUGGGCCCUUGCUGGUGUAACUGAGCCCAGGUUACACUGGGCGUUGUGGGACUCUGGGCUCUGGGGAUGAGACUUCUGUAAUCAAGGCUUCGGAGACAGGACCGGGAGCCAAGCUGAAGGCGGACGGGGGACUUGGAUGUUGAGGUUUGUAGCUGCCCCGCAGAGCCGGCGCUAGCUGUGAAGACUGUGGGUACUGGACCUCCGGACAUGAGCGUGGGUUUCAUCGGGGCAGGGCAGCUGGCCUUUGCCUUAGCCAAGGGCUUCACAGCAGCAGGUGUUCUGGCUGCUCACAAGAUAAUGGCCAGCUCCCCAGACAUGGACCAAGCCACAGUCUCUGCCCUCAGGAGGAUAGGGGUGAACCUGACAUCUCAUAACAAAGAGACAGUGCGCCACAGUGAUGUGCUCUUCCUGGCUGUGAAGCCACACAUCAUCCCCUUCAUCCUGGAUGAAAUUGGUGCUAACAUUGAGGACAGACACAUUGUGGUGUCCUGUGCGGCGGGUGUCACCAUCAACUCCAUUGAAAAGAAGCUGACAACAUUCCAGCCAGCACCCAAAGUCAUCCGCUGUAUGACCAACACCCCGGUCGUAGUGCGGGAGGGUGUUACUGUGUAUGCCACAGGCACUCAUGCUCAGGUGGAGGAUGGCAGGCUCGUGGAGCAGCUCAUGUGCAGUGUGGGCUUCUGUACGGAGGUGGAGGAAGAUCUGAUUGAUGCUGUCACGGGGCUCAGUGGCAGCGGCCCUGCCUAUGCUUUCACAGCUCUGGAUGCUCUUGCUGAUGGUGGUGUGAAAAUGGGGCUUCCAAGACGCCUGGCUGUCCGCCUGGGGGCCCAGGCCCUCCUGGGAGCAGCUAAGAUGUUACUAGACUCAGAACAGCAUCCAGGCCAGCUCAAGGACAAUGUCUGCUCUCCUGGUGGGGCCACCAUCCACGCCUUGCAUGUGCUGGAGAGUGGGGGCUUUCGUUCACUGCUUAUCAAUGCCGUGGAGGCCUCCUGCAUCCGCACACGGGAGCUGCAGACCAUGGCUGAUCAGGAAACCGUCUCCCCUGCUGCCAUCAAAAAGACUGUCCUGGACAAGGUGAAACUGGACUCCCCUGCUGGGGCCUCCCUGUCUUCUGGCCAUAUUAAGCCACUGCCCUGCAGCCUGGCCCCAGCAGGCACGGAAUGAUUCAUCUGCCCAUCUUCCUCCUGCUCUCUGCUCUCUCUCUCUGUCUCUCUCUCUCCAGGGU